AGUCAGAUAGAGUUUCGGUUGCCGCGGCGGCGCUGCAGUCCCUCUACACUGGGAGAGUCAGAGGGAGUUUUUUUUUUCUGUACUCUGUUUGAUCUUCAUCAUCGUCGUCCUCAUCACCAUCCAUCAGCGACAUCAUCAGCGUCCCUGGAGCGGCAGGAGCGUCGCCUGCGCAGUGUCCCGGAGUGUGUGUGUGUGUGUGUGUGUGUGUCUGCAGCUUCCUGUGCACCUCUGCUCGGUGCAGCGAUGCUGCUGAUUGGCUGUGUCCUGUUGGCUGCGUGUUUAGCAGCGCCGCCUGCGCAUAUCAACCGCCUGGCGCUGUUCCCUGAUAAGAGCGCCUGGUGUGAGGCCAAGAACAUCACACAGAUAGUGGGGCACACGGGGUGUGUGUCUCAGUCCAUCCAAAACAGGGCGUGUCUGGGACAGUGUUUCAGUUACAGUGUCCCCAACACCUUCCCCCAGUCCACUGAGUCUCUGGUGCACUGUGACUCGUGCAUGCCUGCGCAGACGCAGUGGGAGGUGGUGACUCUGGAGUGUCCUGAAGGCAAGGAGGCUCCUCGGGUGGAGAAGCUGGUGGAGAGGAUUCUGCACUGCAGCUGUCAGUCCUGUGGUAAAGAGCUCAGCCAGGAGGGGGCGCUACUGCAGCUCUACAGCCCUGACAACACACUCGACCCGGACACACACAGCACACACACCGAAACUCACAACACACACCUGCACGCUGACACACACAACUCACACACACCUGCACACGGAGACACACACACGCAGGCCGAGCUCAGCGCGCACACACACACGAGCGAGGGAGGAUGAAAACACACUCACUUUACCUUCACACACACACACACACACACACACUCACACACACCCUCUUGUCUGUCUCGGUGUGUGAGAGAUGAAAGAUGUUUGUAUUAAUAUUAUAAAGUUAAUUCAGUAAUAAAGCUUAUGUUUUAUAUCAGACUGUAAUCUGGUGCCAUGGUGUCUGUGCCAUGAACACACACACACACACACACACACACACACUGUGACUUGGGAUUAUAAAGAAUGAACACAGGAGUGUGUAACAUCUGCGACAUCAGUCAGGAAUAACACUACAUGAGAAAGCUUUUCAUCUGGGAGACUUUUUAUAUUAAUGUUACUGUCACACUUUCAUUCUUUCUCUUUCUUUCUUUCUUUCUUUCAGUUGCUGAGUUUAAAGCAUGUUAAAACUCUUUUUAUGCUUUACUGACCAGCCAAAACCUCCCUGCUCUCUGCUGAGUGUAAACACACACACACACACACACACACACACUGUCUUCACUUGUGUAUAAAGGCGCAUAUCACUGUAUAAAGUCAAACAUUUGUUCUCAAAGUUGCACAUCACUUACUCACUCCCUCACUCCACACACACACACACACACACACACACACACACACACAGACUGGCUAAUGUAAUACUACUAAAGUAAUAUCUCUCCUGUGUACGUCUCUGUAACUCAAUAAACAGUUGAACCCCU
Messenger RNA from Clarias gariepinus (North African catfish), 1493 nucleotides. It is a transcript of the gene nbl1, whose product is annotated as NBL1, DAN family BMP antagonist. Gene Ontology annotation, molecular function: receptor ligand activity; BMP binding. Gene Ontology annotation, biological process: animal organ morphogenesis. NCBI's taxonomy places the organism in Eukaryota, Metazoa, Chordata, Actinopteri, Siluriformes, Clariidae. The record is from RefSeq and is a predicted model, not a curated record. Bases 244 to 810 code for a protein of 188 amino acids. The transcript is spliced from 4 exons.